AUUCGGGCCCCGCCUCCCGCCGCAAGGCCAGCCUGUCCAAGAUGGAGGGUGCCCCACGGGCCUCUCCGGUCCGGCUUGCCCUGCGGUUGCUGGUGCUCGCAGCGUUGCCGGCAGCCGGGGGUCUGACGACGGACGAUCCGGAACCGCCACCCCGAGCCCUGCAGGACAGUUUCAGAGUUAAUGUUACUACCCUGCAAGAUGAUGGAGAGGUAUCUGACAAACAGGUUGUUCUUAACAUAACCUAUGAGAAUGGACAGGUUUAUGUAAAUGACUUCCCUGUAAAUAGUGGUGUAACCCGAAUAAGCUGUCAGACCUGGAUAGUGAAGAAUGAAAAUCUGGAAAAUUUGGAGGAAAAAGGAUAUUUGGGAAUUGUCAGUGUAAGGAUUUUAGUUCUUGGGUGGCCUUCGACACCUGGUUCCAGUUUGCAACUAAUUCUCAUUCAAGAAGAAAUAGUAGAGAUUGAUGGACAACAAGCUCAACAAAAGAAUGUGACUGAAAUUGAUAUUUUAGUUAAGAACCAGGGGUUACUCAAACAUUCAAACUACACCCUUCCUUUGGAAGAAAGCAUGCUGUACUUUAUUUCCCAAGACAGUGACAUUUUAUUUACCCCUCCCAACCUCUCCAAAAAAGUGGGAAGCACCGGCUCAUUGCAGACCACCAGCCAGGAUCUUGUCAGGAAUGUGGAGACCACCAUCGAGGAAGACGCGCUCCCUGGCAAGUUACCUGAAACGCCUCUCAGAGCAGAGCCUCCCUCCUCGUACAAGGUCAUGUGUCAGUGGAUGGAAAAGUUCAGAAAACAUCUGUGCAGGUUCUGGAGCAGUGUUUUCUCAGUAUUCUUUAUGUUUCUGAAUGUAAUGGUGACUGGAAUUAUAGGAGCAGCUGUGAUAAUAAACAUCUUAAAGAUGCUUUUCCCAGUAUGUGAAUACAAAGGGAUCCUGCAGUUGGACAGAGUGAAUUUUGUCCCUGUGACAGCCGUCAACUUAUGUGCAGAUGGCCCUGAGAAAACAACAAUGGAAAACCUUGAAGAUAAAACAUGUAUUUAAGACAUUAUCUAUCUCAAAUCGUGGACUCUGAACUAGUAUGUUGGCUUGAUAAUUUGCCACUUGAGUAUAAUUUUCUUUAAAUCAUUAAGAACCAGUUUAUAUACUACAGAAAGUGCUGAACUCCUGAUACUGCCUAAAACUUGACCUUUAAAAUGACAUGUUACAGAUCACCCUAUUCUAUAGCAGAGCUGGAUGCUCAUAUGAUGAAUUGUUAAGGAAAAUUUAAACAAAGUGGAAGAGAAGACAUGUGAAAAGACUUUGGAAUUACCAAAAAAAAAAAAAAAAAAAAAAAAAAA
Messenger RNA from Choloepus didactylus (southern two-toed sloth), 1339 nucleotides. It is a transcript of the gene GINM1, whose product is annotated as glycoprotein integral membrane 1. The coding region runs from base 42 to 1043 and encodes 333 amino acids. The transcript has 8 exons. The record is from RefSeq and is a predicted model, not a curated record. NCBI's taxonomy places the organism in Eukaryota, Metazoa, Chordata, Mammalia, Pilosa, Megalonychidae.